AAACUUCCUGGUUCACAUAGUUGGCAACCCUAAGUCAUCUUAAGACGAACGGCAAAUAGGCUGAUACAUUUUUUAAUUUCUAUCAUACUGUAAGUACAUAUUUUUUUCACUAGCAGUAUUCAUUACAUUUCAGCCCAACCAUGUAUGCAAAUGUGUGCCGUGAACCGUGGACCUACUUCUGGCCCAUCUUUCAAGAGGGGAUUUCCUGUAACUAGCUGUAAAGAUUAUAACAAGACAAUUCGAAAAGUCUGUAGGUCUCAAGUUGAUGCUAAGAUGAUACGUUUUGGGGUACUUUUUCAGCUCUUCUUCCUCCUUUCUUUGGCAAAUACUGAUGAAGAAAAAGAAAAUUCAACUUCAGUGGUCAAGACAGAAAUACCAUCUGCAGUGUCAACAAUUUCUACAAUGGCCACUCCCAUUUCAACAAAAGGAACAAAGAAUACGCGAACAGUCCCAGUGACCAAGAACCUCACUAAGCCAAACUAUGAUGCAAGGACCUGCAAUGAGUCUGCUAAGGCAAAGAUGAAUAUAUUGGACUUAUUGGUGAAAACUGUCCAGGAUCUUCGGGUCAUCGCUGCGUUUGGGAUUGGUGUCACGCUGACUACAAUCAUCUGGGGUCUGGCUCUACUCUGCUGCAGAUGCAAAAGAAGGAAUUCUUUAAAUGUGUCUGACACACUGGAGAUGGUGAGCACCCAAGCACUAAAAGUGAAUGGACCACAGGAUGAAGGUACACAAACAGAGGAUGAUGGGACUGCAUGUAAGCCUGAAGUAGAGUAUUCGGACAUAGAUUUCUCUGCUCUGCGGGACAGAAGUGUGAAAGAGGUCAAACCACAAGAGACCGCAGAGAGCGAAUACGCUGAAAUCAAAAGAGAAGUAACUGACACUGAGCCAAGUCAAGGGGAGGAGCACGGAGGAGAAGGGGGGGAGAGGGGAGGAGAGGGGGAGGAGCAAGAAGGAGGAAGGAAGGAGUGGAGAGGAGAAGGGGAGGGAGGAGAGGAGUGGGGAGGAGAAGGGGAGGGAGGAGAGGAGUGGGGAGAAGAAGAGUGGCAAGAAAUCUUUGACACCCCAACAUGUGAGCAGAAAGAGGAGGAAACUUUGGGUCUGAUGACAGAGGAGAAUGAUGAAGAAACCUGAUUUCAAAAUUUGGUUUAGACCGAGUUGCGUGGGGUAGCUCCUGUCAAACUAGAUUAAGAAAUUGUAGGUGUGACUAACUGAGUAAGUAGAAGAAGCUGUAAGAUUAUAACAGAUCAAUCUUGGGCGAGGUUGAAACCGAAAUACAUUAUUAUAUUAAUUUGAAGACUUACAGUACAUUAGAAUUCAUUCAGAUUAAUUAACUAAUUAUGCAAUUUUUCUCUUUUGUCUUUUUUUUUUUUUCUUGUUUUUUUUUGUAAUUGUCUUUUUUGUUGUUGUUUUGUCCAAAACCCAUCAAGGCCAGGCCAAAGGAAAUUGUAACUAAAAAGACACAAUCAUAGUAUAAGACAUAGAAAGUUCAUGAUUAUUUAUAAUAAUGUUUUUUUUUUUUUUUUGUUUGUUUGUUUGUUUGUUUUUUAAAUGUGUGUAACUAAGCUUAUGUAAAGCUUUGUUAAAUGUCCAGACUUUCAUGUUAAAAGGUUAAAAUGUGUUUUUGAGGUGACUCUUUAAGUCACAUUGAGCCACUGAGGCAGUGGGCUGACCUGUUUAUCUGAUCUCAGUUGUUAUGCAACAUGUCUCCAGCAGAGUGCGCUGUGACCGCGCUCCCAUGGAGGCUCAUGAGAAAUACAAGUGCUUAUGUAUGAUAAUAUUAUACUGUAACUUUUAAAAUACUCCUGGGUGAGUGACAGAGGUCAAACCUACUUUUGACAAGGUGUCCACAUCUGAUGAGUAGACUCGUGCCAGAUAUUAUUAAUAAAAAUGCAAUUUUUAAUGUAUGUAAUUAGUACAAAUGGUUCAUUUUGACUACAAAAGGAACUGGACUGCUCGCUUUAGCUGCUGAUGUGAAUUGCUUGCUAACAUGCUAACAUGUAUUUGGCCUAGAUAAGCAUCGCGUGAGACCUGGAGAGGGGACAGCGUGUACUGGGAAUUACUUUUAAGCUAGAAGGACCUGCAUGCUCAUGUAUUAUGUUAAAGGUGCAUUGUGUAAUUUUUCUGGUGGAGGGUCCCUCCAAUACUUUUCUUCGUGAAGAUGUUCUUGCUUUGUCUGGAAUGUUUGUUUAAUAUGUAGAAAAACCUCUCUACCUUCACAGAGACCAAGUUACAGAUCAGCUCUGUGGGGAGGCAACCCCGCCCUCAGUCAGAAUGUCUGUUUUUCUUGGUAUUUUUAAGUUAUAAAACCACCUGUAAUUGACUAAAUGUAAGGCUGAGCUGUUUAAUGUCAUACUGUGGAACAUUCGAGGCAAAGCAGUGACAUAUCCAUAGAAACAAGCAGGUGACGGAUCUCCAACCAAAGUUACACAGUGCACCUUUAAAGAGAAUACAAUUAUUGUUAAUCUUGAUUGUAUUAAUUAAUGUAAACAAUUGAUUUGAUUAACCGUCAUUUGUAUGAAUCCUUUUAAUGCCCUUUAGUUUAGAUGAUAUGGCUAUAUGAAGUAUAAAAAUCAGAAAGUAAAUAUGUGGAAAAAAAAUAAUAAUUAAAUUGUGUAGAGUGA
Molecule: messenger RNA, 2621 nt
Organism: Boleophthalmus pectinirostris (great blue-spotted mudskipper)
Lineage: Eukaryota; Metazoa; Chordata; Actinopteri; Gobiiformes; Gobiidae
Exons: 7
Coding region: 145-1131 (328 amino acids)
Source: RefSeq, a predicted model, not a curated record